AGUUAGGAAUUAUAAAAUGCCAAAAUAGAUAGAAUGUGUCGAUUGAAUAAAAAAAUAACGAUAAUGAUCGCUUACUACAUGAUAUUAAUGUUUUUAUUAUGGUAUGUCUGUUAUUCACCUACUACCCUGAUUUUUAAGGGCAAGUGAACGCUUGGUCGUUUUAUUAUUAUCAAUUUCAAUAAAUAGCCUAAAAGAAAUUAAUCUAUCGUCUGCCAAAUCCUUAAAGGGAUAGUUCGCCCAAAAAUGAGACUUAUUAAUAUUUUCUCAUGUCUUGUCUUUCUAAAGCUGUAUGAGAUUGUUUGUUUGUUUUGUGGGAAACAAAAGUAGAAUUAGGAACAAAUGCCAUAACAGUAUAAAUGGUAUGACCUAUACAGUAUGUGCCAUUUUUCACUGGAAAUCUUCUCAAAUGAAACAUGAAGCACGUUGGACAUCAUGAAAUUUGGCUAAGACACACUGAAAAACCAAUAACAUUUUUAUUGAUGUCCAACCUGCAACAUAUUUGAUUUAAGAAAUUUUUCCAAACAAUUUUUUUUAAAUUUCAGUCUGUUUCUCACUUAAAGCUAGACUGAACGAAUUGGAUAAGAUGUAAACCACAUUCAUGGUGCUUUUAUUCCUUUUUUGGCUCCGGUCCUUUGGACUUUUCCAGGUAUCUGCCAUUGAAUGAAAAAAAAAGGCCUAUCUGAUAUAUUUUCUGUGUGUGUUGGGAAAAAAACAGAUGUGUAUCUGAAACAUCACAAGGGUGAAAAAAUACAGAAUUUUCAUUUUUAGGUGAACUGUUGCCUUAAGGAUGAUUUGCACAGUUUCAGCACUGUUUAAAAAAUAGGCUACCUGAGCUUUAGUGAAUAAACCAUGACGUCUGUGGAAAGUCCUCGUAAUGACAGGAGUAUCAACAUGUGUGUAGUCACAGAUCUAAUGAACACACACACAACACAUUGCUGUUUACAUUACAGUGUAUACAGAAGCAUUAUGCCUUCAGGAUGUUGACUACACCUUUAAAAUCACAGUUUUCAGCAAGAGACAAAUAUGGCUUAAGGAAAAUAUUGUUUUCCCCUUUUUAGCAUUUACGUAGCCAUGUUUUUGUUUUCUUCGACAUGUUGCUGUUUUACGAAGCAAUUUGUCUAAAUGAUUGUGUGAGUGAGCAGUCUAAAUGAUUCAGCCAAAAGCGAUUCAGACUGUUUUUCUAUUAGUUUAAUUUAGUUAAUCAAAGUAAACCGUCCAAACAAACAACCUGUUGGUACAGCUUGUCACUCAAAUGUGAUUGACCAAUAGCAAAUCACAAUGAUCCAAUCAAUUCCCGAUGGACAAAAUCAAGUCCCGCCCUACAUUUGUUCUUGUUUGUGAAGCCGACUCACUCAGAUACAUCACAAUAUGGAAGAAAAGACUAGGGCUGCCCUCGACUAAAGAUUUUUCUAGUCGACUAGUAGUCGUUCAUUUAAGCAAUUAGUCGACUAAUCGCACGUGUAUGUUAAUAAGCUAUAGAAAUCAUAAUAAUAAUUGCCUAUGUAUAGUACCCAUAGCCUAAUCAGCACUCAAGCGCAUGCAUAAAGCUUGCCACAGCACACCAGCAAAAGUAAUGAUUAUGAAUGUGUCUUGAAAAAACAGAAAGGAGACCGUCUAAACAUUUUAAUCAUUUAUUGAUAAUGUUUUCUGUGUUUUUGACUGCAGAGAUUAAGUCGACGAUGCUGACUCAUCAUCUCUGCAGUAAUAUGCACGUUUCAUACAGAUUACAUAAUCUGAGAAUAUUUGUUUUCCGCUUGAAUUGGUUGACAAUCUCUUGACAUUUCAAGCUUUCUAUAUAUUUCUCUUGUCUAUGAGGCAAGUAUACACUUGGUUUAUUUUUUGACGCACUCAAGUUCACAGAGACCGAGUCGGCAGAAAGCGCAUCCUGUUUGUUUUGUUUAUUUUACAAAGGUACAGUGUUUUCUUGUUUUUUUUUCUGCGACUAACUAAUACAUUUUUUGAUCGACUAAGGCUCUUCUAGUCAACUAACGAUUAGUCAAAUAUUAGGGGGCAGCCCUAGAAAAAACUAUCGCAGCUUCCGUUGCAUGCUGACUUUAAGAGCAUUAAUAGGCGGUACAUUGCCAAAAUACUGCACACAUUCCUUUACAGAUAUCAUAAGUAGCCUAUAUCACAAAAUAUUGGUUUGUUUAAAAGAAAAGUCUUUUAAGAGAUUAAUAUGUGUGUACUGUAAUGGUGUGUGACAAUUUAGUAUGACAUUAAAUUUAAAGUGAUUGCAUCCUAAAUACAUUUUAGUUCUGGUAUAAAAUUUACCUAUUUUCUUAAUUUUUUUUUUUUCCUUUUUCUCUGUUGCAUUCUUAUUUCCAUUGCCAAUCUAGCAGUUCUAGCUCAGUCACUUUUGUGUUAUUCACUCCUAAUGCUGCACAAAACAUGCAUGUGGCCUGUAAAGAAGAGCUCUUGCACAAUAAAGUGUAAAAAGUAGAGCAGUGAUAGCAUUGAGUGUGGAAAGUUUUUCAGAAAUGUAGGUGAGAUCAUGCUGGGAAAAAAAUCUAAAUUGCAGUCAUAAAAUGGACCUGUUGCCCUGCAAUAAAAUGCUUUCGAGUUUAGUCUCCGAUGGCACAUCACUUGAUGUCAUUUGAUGCAUACUGCACUCAAAAUAUGGCAAGCUGACGUCAAAUCUUUGAAAAUGUUCAGAGGCUGAAUAUCAUGGGGCUCAUCACUGAGAUUUUGGCCACUAUUUUGCCUUGCAAAAUCGAUCAAACACUUUAGAUGUCAGUCAGUCAGAUGGUCUCUUCCUGUCUUAGUGGGUCAAAAUAAACUGCAAUGUGGACCAUACCAGAGCUGUUUCGUCAAAAGGUCUGGCUACACGAGACUAGGAAGAGUCUGACGCUGCACAUCUGUAAUUGGUAUCAUGAGGAACACAUGAUGUGUUUGAGUGAAUGAGAGAAGGAAGCAUGUGACACUAUGUAAGAUUCAGGGUGAUACUGAAAACUAAGCUUGAGCAGAAAAGAAAGGCCGAUAUUAAAGAAAACAGGUUGAAAGGGGAAUGGUUGGAUGGUGUGGAGACUGUGAUAGAGAGAGACCUUGGGUUCGGUAUGAAACAUUGGCUGAUAUGCAGCAGGUUCAUCCCUUACUGUUCAGGUACAGUCACAGGAGGAGAAACCCUGGACGCUUCCCACCGGAUUCACUCAUGGAUCUCACCCUAGACUUACCCUGCAGAUGCCCUCGCUGUGGUGAGGGCAUCUUCAAGAUGGAUAGCAACUGGAAUAGGACCAAGGUGCUCGGAGUGCUGAUGUUAGCCAAUUUUCUCCUGUACAUCGUGGUGGAAGUGGCCCGAAGCUACGGGCAGGACCAGGUCGUCUACAAGCGACAGAAAAUGAUGCCUAAAGUGUUCUGGAAGAAGAUGAAAGUCAGCGGGGCCUUCUGGAAUCGUGAGCAGGAGCGUCUCGACGACAUCUAUUACCUGCCGCUUGUGAACGGCAGCGAGCCCCCUCGUGACUUUCGGGGAAUCCCACAUUGGCUGAAUCGCACUAGUCCGUGCCUGACAGACGGCAGAGUAAUGACACAGAUUGAAGACUUCAGUUCCCUACCACAGCGAUUCCAGGAUUUCCUAUUGUACAUGGGAUGUAGGUCGUACCCCUUGAUAACGGACGCACCCAAAGUGUGUUCUAAACCACCGUACCUUUUGCUUGUGAUAAAAUCCAUUGCGCCACAUUUCGACCGACGGCAGGCCAUUCGGGAAUCAUGGGGUCGCGCUGGUGUCCUCGACGGUCGGCGCAUCGCCACGGUGUUCCUACUUGGCAAAACGACUCCAACGGACCACUUCCCGGACUUGUCGGAUAUGGUCAAGCACGAGGCGGCAUUGUACGGCGACGUCCUUCAGUGGGAUUACCGAGACUCGUUCUUCAAUCUUACCUUGAAAGAAGUCCUCUUUCUGGAGUGGUUUGGGACACAUUGCGCUUCAGCCCAAUAUGUUUUCAAAGGCGAUGAUGACGUGUUCGUCAACACGCAUCAUAUUCUGACCUACCUAGGCAACUUUUCGGUGUCCAGCACAAAGGACCUUUUUAUUGGUGACGUGAUCACCAAUGCCGGACCACACCGGAGCAAAAACCUCAAGUAUUACAUCCCCGAGAGCGUGUUUCUGGGGGGUUACCCUCCAUACGCGGGUGGCGGAGGCUACUUGUAUUCGGGUAAUUUGGCACUGCGGCUAAGAACGAUCUCUCGCCUGGUCACGUUGUACCCAAUCGACGACGUGUACACGGGGAUGUGUCUGCAGAGACUGGGACUGGUACCGGAGAAACACAUGGGCUUUAAGACCUUUGAUAUUGAGCAGAAGAACAGAGAGAAUCCAUGUGCUUACAAAAGUUUGAUUCUGGUCCAUCCCAGGAGCCCACAGGAUAUGAUAAAGAUCUGGUCUUGGAUAAAUGACCCUAAAACGAACUGUGACACUACACCGGACAUGAAUAGUGCGAAGAAACGCGGAAAAAUCAAAUAGAACCCAUUAUAAUCAGUAAUACUGUCUAUACCUACGGAGCCCCGGACAUGACAUGCAGGAAAAAAAUAGUAGGCUAAAUCGUGCGCAUGAUUUACUAUUUUGUUUUAUAAAUUUUUCGAUUUAUAAAUCAUGCGCAUGAUUUAUAAAUCAAGGGAAUGAAAUAGUAAAUCGUGCGCACGUUUUAGUAAAUCGAGGGAAUGAAUUAGUAAAUCGUGCACACGAUUUAAUUUUUUUUCUUGCAUGUCAUGUGCGGGGCUCUAAUACCGGAUGUGGUGCGAGGAGACAAUUGCUGACUUACUCCACACAUGGGCUGGGUAGGGCGGGGUUUAAAAAUGAGAGGGCCAAUAAUUAAAAAUGGCCAAACCCCAAUAUUUGAUAUCCUUGAUGCUGCUCUGCUGCACUCCAUUACACACCACUCUGUUUGUUGAUAGGAUAACAGAAAGUUUUAAAAGUUACACUUUUAGGCUGGUCAGCAGUCUAACAGCGCUCAUCAAUGUCAAAAUGAUUGAGAUGGCCAAUCAAAUCAAAGAGGGCGGGGCUAACUGUUCACAGAAGGUGAAUGUGAAUUCCAACGUGACGCUUUAGUUUUAAUGGUAAAAGAGUGCGUGGUAAGAUGCAAGUUGCAAAACAUUUAAUAUUUGACAACUGUUUUACAAUAGACAUGUUCAACAACAGACAGGCCUAAUAUCCAGUGAUGCAAACUACUCAACUGUUUGUGUUUUCGAGAUAUUAGACAUACAAAUAAGAGUGAAUGUGGGCAUAUUUUAAAAUAAAAUAUAUAUUUUUUAAUUGAUUAAUUAGAACUAUAACCUCCCCCCCGCUGAAAAAAAGGUCUCCCCCCCAAUAUUCAAGACAUGGUUAUGGCCUUGCCUGAAAGGGAAGUUGUUUAAAGGGUCGGAGCAAGUUAUAUUUUAAAGAAAAAUUGUGAAGAAAAACUUCUUUUUUCUUUGGAAUAAUGUGAACCGAUGAAGACCACAAAGUGGGGAUGGUGCUGCAUUUACAUAGUUUUUGCCUUUAUUUACUCACACUGAGUAAAAUAUGUGAGAAAUCAGGGUGUAUUUUUUAUAACAAGAAUGAGCUAAAGAGACUGAAGGAUUUAUUUUGUGUAAUUUUAUCAUGUUGCUUUUAUUUAUGCCCGUAUUUGUGUGAGGGAAAAGCAGAACUGAGCUGUUUGACUUCUAUUGCAUUAAACCUCCAUAUUCUCAGGAAGCUGUUGUUUGAUUGAUCGCCAAUUACACUAGCAAAACAACGACAAUAUUAGAUGUUUUUAUUACUUAAUUUGUAUGGCGUUUGUUCAAGUGAAGUUAAGUAUAUUCAAUAUGAGUUGUAAUCAUAUGUUUACAGAUUUGUAAUCACGGAUAAAGCGAAACAUUCUGAAACAGGCUUGACCCCUUAUAUGUGAAACUUGUGUUUAUCAUUUAACAGUUAAGCACUCAGUGUUUUGUAUUUAAACUAAUAAAGUUCUGCUGUGUCCAUAUUUGUCAUUAUUGUCAUCCGAGGCACGGAAUAAAAGAAUAAAACAUUCAUUUCGA
Messenger RNA from Ctenopharyngodon idella (grass carp), 5985 nucleotides. RefSeq names its product UDP-GlcNAc:betaGal beta-1,3-N-acetylglucosaminyltransferase 2a (gene b3gnt2a). Gene Ontology annotation, molecular function: hexosyltransferase activity. The record is from RefSeq and is a predicted model, not a curated record. The transcript has 2 exons. Gene Ontology annotation, cellular component: membrane. Lineage: Eukaryota; Metazoa; Chordata; Actinopteri; Cypriniformes; Xenocyprididae. The coding region runs from base 3005 to 4453 and encodes 482 amino acids.